This is a messenger RNA of Zymoseptoria tritici IPO323, 921 nucleotides long. RefSeq lists its product as uncharacterized. The annotation marks the transcript as partial. The record is from RefSeq and is a predicted model, not a curated record. Gene Ontology annotation, cellular component: membrane. The transcript has 2 exons. Gene Ontology annotation, biological process: N-acetylglucosamine metabolic process; protein N-linked glycosylation. NCBI's taxonomy places the organism in Eukaryota, Fungi, Ascomycota, Dothideomycetes, Mycosphaerellales, Mycosphaerellaceae. Gene Ontology annotation, molecular function: beta-1,4-mannosylglycoprotein 4-beta-N-acetylglucosaminyltransferase activity.
UGUCGGUCGCAUGGAUUCAAGCUCUACAAGAACCGCAGUCGGAAGGUCUACGAUCUGACCCUUUUUGCUACGGAGCUGGACUGGCUAGAAAUCCGGCUUCAAUCUUUGGCACCAUACGUCGAUUACUUUGUUGUCGUCGAAUCGGACACGACCUUUACCGGAAAGCCGAAACCUCUCUAUUUGCAAGAAAACUGGUCCCGAUUCAAGGACUUCCACCACAAAAUCAUUCACAAAGUCGUCCACGAUCCGAUCGCAUCCACUCGUAUCUGGGACCACGAAGACUGGUUUCGAAACUCGCUCCUGAACGAGGUUCUCCCCGGGCUACAGGGCACUCGAGCAGAAAUCUCGUACGGUGACGCUCUGGUUGUUGGCGACAUGGACGAGAUCGUACGGCCGGGAGUUAUGAUGUUGUUACGACACUGCAAUUUUCCUGCCCGGCUCGUCUUGCAUACCGAUUUCUUCUACUAUUCCUUCCAAUGGCGACACCGCGGACCACAGUGGGCGCAUCCAGAUGCUACAAUAUACCAAGGAGCACUCACGAUACCUCCAAACGACCUACGACAAGGACUUCUCGGGCCAGGAUGGUUGCUCGCAGCCGCAUUCCGGAGAUGGUGGGAUCGGGGUGCUCUGUACAACGCCGGCUGGCAUUGCUCUAGCUGCUUCGCGACUGUUGAUGAGAUGCGCAAGAAGAUGCACGGCUUUUCACACCAAGGCUGGAAUACAGGCUAUAACAGAGAUGCUGGUGUCAUGAUGGACCGUGUAAGAAAUGGCAAAGAUCUAUUUGGCCGGCCCACUGAGCUGUAUGACCGCGUCGAAAACAACGAGGACAUUCCUCCAUAUGUCUUGCAGCAGUACAGAGAGCAUGGGAGAUUCAAAUACAUGCUAGAUCGAGACGGCGAAGAUGCGGGAUUUGAGGACUGG